AUGCAGAAUAUCACCUCGCCAUCACCACCACCAAGCGACUCGAAUCCCACGCAGCGCUCGGGCUUCGGCACCAACACGUCUCAGUUCUUUGACGACCCGGACAUUCUCAUGUCCACACAGCACAACAUUGGCGAAGAUACCAACACACUCCCAGCAUACCCGCACAUUCGGUCAACAGCCAAGAAGAUGAACACUUGGGCACCGUUCCGCUCCCAGCAGGUCCAGCCGGAUACAUCCAUGGUAAACAAGGAGUUCGGCGACUUUGACCACAGCAUAUCAGACGAGGAAAGCAUGGCCGUAGAACAGGCACGAGGUAACCGCAGCAACCGCGGUACUCCCAGCAAGAUGAGCUCUCAGUUUAACAGCCUUUACGACAUCACACCCCCCACCAACCGGUCGCGCAAGUCAUACCAGGCAGAGACUGGUAGCCUUCGACGCGACGCGGCAAUCCGACGCGCCUCACGCAACGACCUUGAUACUGCAUCGCCGCGUCCUGCAAGCAAGCGCAACUCCCCCGCCCUCUCUACCAAGGAAGACCGCAAGCGUACUUCUCUCGCACAGCUGCACGCGAAGCUAUCGGAGGACGAGUCAUCGUUUAUGGAGCACCGACCACCAACACUGACCAUGGAGUCGGCCAAGAACACGCGCUGGGGCAACAGGAGCCGACAGACCUCCCUCCAAACUGACGGCAACGUCGACCCGCCGCAAUCAAAAGGCACAUCUCGCUCCAGACCGGCCACAGCACAGAACGCGACUGCGCAGUCGUUUAUUCUGCCCGACAUCCCCAACCUUACCGAGCUUGUCUCUGGCGUCUUCGACGAUGGCACACCAGUCUUUUCCAAGACCGCACCCUCAAGAUCACGCUUCGCUGCUCCUCCAUACGGUGGUCGCCGACCAUCGCAUAUUCCCAUCGACGGCGCGCCCAUUCCUGAUGAAGAGAAGGCCAUCUUCGCUGCCCUCCAGCAACUACAGGAGAAGAUUGCAGACAUGGAGCGUGAGCGUGAGGAGAAGGACAAGAAGAUGGAUGAGCAGGAACUGGAGCUGAUCGAGCUGAGAGCGACUACACAAGCUCAAGAGAAGUUGCGACGAAGCGACAGCGCGCAGGACUCUGAUGCUGGCGGAAAGAGCGGCUGGAAGGUCGAGAAGACGCGUCUUGACGCGACAGUACAGACCCUCCGAACCAAGCUUGAUCGCGCCGACCGCAAAUUCGCCGUACUCGAAAUUGAGAAGAAACGCCUAAGCACCGAGCGCGACAACAUGGCGAACCAGCUUGGGGUCGCAUUCCAGACCUGCGAAGAACUUAAGACCGAGAAGAACGCAUUGAGCCACGAGAACGAGCAGCUCCGCCAGGAGAUUGACAACCUUCGCGAACAACUCGAGCAAGACCAGUCACACCACCGCGAAGAGACAACUCAGCUCCGUCAGCAGUUCGACCAAGCCGCGAAUGCGACCCAGAGGGAGAACGCCAACCUACAUGCCGAGUUGGCUCGCGUACGCGCUCAACAGGACGAGAACACCCAGCAGUUGACUCGUAGGGAUAUGGAACUGCGAAAGGCGCGUCAAGAGCAUGCUGAGUAUGCCCGUUUGAAGUCCGACCACGAGUCGCUCAAGGCUCAAUUGGCAGAAUUCAAGGCAAAGCGCGAAGAGGAGGCUCAGCGCUGGUCUCGUCAGGAAGCUUCGUUGCGAGCUCAGGUUGGCCGACGUGACGACACCAUCCGACACUUCGAGGAUAUGACACAAGAACGUACCAACGAAGCCAUGCGUUUGGACAAUGAGAACCUCCGAAAUGAGCUUCGCGAACUGCAAGCCCAGCAAGAUGAGGAAAAUGAGGAGUGGGCCAGGAAAGAGGCGGAGUUGCAGCGAAAGAUUCGCCAGCGUGAGAAUGCUCGCAAGGCUAGGGACAGCGAACAGCACUUCGACGAUACCACCGGCCCUGUUUCGAGAACUAGGGAUACGGAGCACAUCUUCGAAGACACUCUACAACGCAAGCCUAGCUACCGCCGCGAGGACACACGCACACGCAUCAGGAACCGUGUUCAGCAAGAAGUCCGCAACAGCAAGGUCGCUGGAGUACCAAACCAAGAGAGCCCGCGGAAGUCGUUUACCGGACAUUCGCGAUUCUCAACCCGCAGUGUGUCAGCACCUGUUCCCGCGGACAAGCACGCUCGCGCCGAGAGUGAUGUGGAGUCGACAACCGAUCUGUCUCUUGCACCUCGCGCAACUCUUCGCAUCUCACGGAACCCCACUUCUACGAGACAGACCACGACCGUUCAGCCUCCUGCCGACCUGAGUCUGACAGAGUUGAGCUUCUUCCCUCAGGAAGAGAUUGCUAGGCUUCGACGAUCUCUGGAAGAACAGCGAGCUGCCGAGCGCCAUGGUGCUUCAUCUGCCAGGACUGAAGAGCCAGUCCGCGAGGAUACCGUUCGCUCGCAGCGCCAGACUCGGGAAGAUACCGUCAGGUCAGUCGCUUCUGCUAAGAGCGAACGACGACCCUCUCUUGUGCGCAAAUCGUCACUCAAGGACACCACACAGCGCACCACCAACACUAAUUUCGAGGAAGACACUGGCAACAUGUCGAACUUAGACGCCGACGCUGAAGCCACCCAAACAAAGCAGUCAGCCAUUGACGCGUCUAUGCUCAGCAACACCAGCCGCAGACGCCGCAGCGCUCCCACCGAAAUGACAUCCGCAUUCAUCCUCCCCGACAUCAAGCUCAGCUCCACAAACCAAACCAACGCUUCACGCAAACCCAUCACCAAAGACCACGACAACGACAACUGCACCGUCUGCCGCCGCGAAGGCUACACCACAGCCACCGGCCCCCUCCGCGUCCCCAAACUCGUCUCAGCUUCUUCCCCCACAGCCGACGAACCCGAUGCCACCCUCCGUCCCGCACAAUCCCCGCGCGAAGCCCUCGCCCUCGUCGUCAAAGGCCUAAAAGACGAACGCGUCCACCUCUGGGCCGAGCUCGCCGUCCAAGCCGCCCUCCUCGAGCAGCACGACCCUAGUCUGGGUAAGCGCCGCCGCGACGCCCUCAACGCCUCGAUCCAAGACCUGCACCGCCGUCUCGAAUGGCUCGACAUGCAGAUCUACCGCUUGCACGACGUGCUCGAAGGCCAAAAAGCCGAUGAGUUAACUGAAGCGGAAUUCGAAGACCUCACCCAAGAAGUCCUUGUUCAACAGUCUGAACAAGAGCAAGAGCAAGACGGAAACACGGAGAAAUCGGUAACUACUGGUGGAAAGAAGAAGGCGAAGAAAGUUACGAUCCGCAGCUUUGUCGAUGAGGAUGAGGAUGAGAGUGUGGAGCUGAGGCGUAGUGCGGCGCAACAGGAUCACGGGGCGGAGGAGAGUGGUGAUGAGACGCAUGAGCUUCCUUGGGAGGGGUUUGGUGAGGAGAGUAUGGAGGGGGAUGUUAGUUUUAAUGCGCUGGAGGGGUGGAGGGCGAGUGUGCAUUAA
Messenger RNA from Alternaria incomplexa, 3456 nucleotides. RefSeq lists its product as uncharacterized. The transcript has 3 exons. The record is from RefSeq and is a predicted model, not a curated record. Bases 1 to 3456 code for a protein of 1151 amino acids. NCBI's taxonomy places the organism in Eukaryota, Fungi, Ascomycota, Dothideomycetes, Pleosporales, Pleosporaceae. Gene Ontology annotation, molecular function: microtubule binding.